CACUGCCGUCCAUUCAUGAAUUCUGGCGACCUCCUAUGCACCGCAGGUCUACCUCUUUGGGGCUGAAUGUUGUUUUAUACGACGGCGAGUCGCUAUACCUAUCGUCGCUUUCGCCCCGCCGUCCGACUUGGCUUUGAUUGCUCGCCCACUCGCUCGCCACCUAGCCGCCAAGGCCGCUUUCGAUUAUUCCGCUGCGCGCUCACAUCUGCUCUCGCCCUCUUGGCCGCCUUUUGCGUACCGUCACACCACCGCCAUGGCCCACAUCCCCAUACAAAUGGCGCCCCUGGUGCCCAUAGAGCAUGAAUACCUAAUCGUGUGCGGGCUUCUCGAUUUCUUCGAGCGCACCAAGCUGGGCUUUCGGCUCGAGAGGUACAACGGCUCGAGGUUGUCGCGCGACAACUACCUCAUGAGCGAGCUCGACGAGGUCAUUUCCUGGGCCCAGGACACCCUCCGUAAAUACCCGGCCCCGACCGUCGAGUUCCAGGUGAUCAUCAAGGAGGGGCACCCCAUGGAACUCGCCGCCAUCGACCACCUCGUCGAGACGCUCUGCUUCAUCCCCGGGUGGACCCAGCUCGUCAUGUCGUUCGAGCUCUUUCCCAUCACUAUCUCGUCCCGCAAGCGCGGCACCUUCGAGGGGCUCUUCGCGCGGCGCGGGAUCGGGCAGCUCAUGUUCGCGCUCGACGGCAAGAGCGUCACCUACAAUGGCCCGUGGGAUCUUGUGCCAGCGCCGUGGAUGGCGCUCGAGCGCCUCUCGCGCUUUUUCGUGGGCAAGGUCGACGUGUGGAGCAAUGUCAAUCCCGAUGAGGCGGAGGACCGGCUCAAGGUCAAUGCAAAAGUGGAUUGGAGGGUCGCCCAUGAAGAGGACGAGGAAGCGAAGAUUAACACGGAGUUCUGGGAGCCGGGGACGCAGAGACAUUGGUUUUUGAGGCCUUGGCGCUCAUCUGAGGCGAGGUCUUCGGCAGGACAGUUUGUAGGCUCGGAGUCGCACUGAACUUGAAUGCAUAGGGAUUACGGCCACUAUAUACUUCAUUUGAAAAAGUUGCAUAUAUGCUUUCUGAGUUGAUACUGUACUUCACGAUAAUGCUGAUUUAUCUCAAGUUCCUG
Molecule: messenger RNA, 1104 nt
Organism: Schizophyllum commune H4-8
Lineage: Eukaryota; Fungi; Basidiomycota; Agaricomycetes; Agaricales; Schizophyllaceae
Exons: 2
Coding region: 254-991 (245 amino acids)
Source: RefSeq, a predicted model, not a curated record